AUGGCGGCCGUGUUUGACCUGGACCUGGAGACGGAGGAAGGCAGCGAGGGCGAGGGCGAGCCGGAGUUCAGCCCCGCGGACGCGUGUCCCCUCGCCGACCUGAGGGCCGCUGGCCUGGAGCCCGCGGGGCACUACGAGGAGGUGGAGCUGACGGAGACCAGCGUGAACCCUGGCCCCGAGCGCAUCGGGCCCCACUGCUUCGAGCUGCUGCGCGUGCUGGGCAAGGGCGGCUACGGCAAGGUGUUCCAGGUGCGAAAGGUGCAGGGCACUAACUCGGGCAAAAUCUACGCCAUGAAGGUCCUGAGGAAGGCCAAAAUUGUGCGCAACGCCAAGGACACGGCUCACACGCGGGCUGAGCGGAACAUUCUGGAGUCGGUGAAACACCCCUUCAUCGUGGAACUGGCCUAUGCCUUCCAGACUGGCGGCAAGCUCUACCUCAUCCUCGAGUGCCUCAGUGGCGGCGAGCUAUUCACGCACCUGGAGCGAGAGGGCAUCUUCCUGGAGGACACGGCCUGUUUCUACCUGGCAGAGAUCACGCUGGCCCUGGGCCACCUGCACUCCCAAGGCAUCAUCUACCGGGACCUCAAACCCGAGAACAUCAUGCUCAACAGCCAGGGCCACAUCAAGCUCACGGACUUCGGGCUCUGCAAGGAGUCCAUUCACGAGGGUGCCGUCACCCACACCUUCUGCGGCACCAUUGAGUACAUGGCCCCCGAGAUUCUGGUGCGCAGCGGCCACAACCGGGCGGUGGACUGGUGGAGCCUGGGCACCCUGAUGUACGACAUGCUCACUGGAUCGCCGCCCUUCACCGCGGAGAACCGGAAGAAAACCAUGGACAAGAUCCUCAAAGGGAAGCUGGCGCUGCCCCCGUACCUCACCCCGGAUGCUCGGGACCUCGUGAAAAAGUUCCUGAAGCGGAACCCCAGCCAGCGGAUGGGGGGCGGCCCGGGGGACGCGGCUGACGUGCAGAGGCACCCCUUUUUCCGGCACAUCGACUGGGACGACCUCCUGUCCCGCCGUGUGGACCCCCCUUUCAGGCCCUGUCUGCAGUCGGAAGAGGACGUGAGCCAGUUUGACACCCACUUCACGCGGCAGACGCCAGUGGACAGUCCCGACGACACGGCCCUCAGCGAGAGCGCCAACCAGGCCUUCCUGGGUUUCACGUACGUGGCGCCCUCCGUCCUGGACAGCAUCAAGGAGGGCUUCUCCUUCCAGCCCAAGCUGCGCUCCCCCCGGCGCCUCCACAGCAGCCCCCGCACCCCCCUCAGCCCCCUGACGUUCUCACCCUUUGAGGGGUUCCGGCCCAGCCCUGGCCCGCCAGAGCCCGUGGAGCCCCCUCCGCCGCCUCUGCUGCCGCCGCCGCCACCGCCCUCGAGCACCGUGCCCCUCCCCAUCCGGCCCCCCGCAGGGAAGAAGUCCCGGAGGGGCCGCGGGCACCCCGGGCACUAA
This is a messenger RNA of Pipistrellus nathusii (Nathusius's pipistrelle), 1449 nucleotides long. Lineage: Eukaryota; Metazoa; Chordata; Mammalia; Chiroptera; Vespertilionidae. The record is from the annotation of a GenBank genome assembly.